AAGACCAAACAUUUGCUCCUGUGUUACAUGCUAGCUGUUAGUUGUCUUGCACAGCUCAGUUUAUUCAGUACAUUUCCAGAAAUGGAUGUAUUGGGAAAUUUAGAAGUCAGGUGGGCUCAGGGUUUGACAAGCCAAAAUGUUGAAUUUGUUGACAAGAAAACAGCCUGCUACAUUUGUGGGAAUUACAUCGUUUUCCUGAAUAUAGAGACGAACAUUAGAAGUGUGCUGCAGUGUCCUGGUCGAGGUAUUGGUGCCUUCACAGCAAAUGGACAUUGCAGGACACUUGCAUUCUCCAACCAUAAACUAAAUCCCUCCAUAUUUGUGUACAACUACCCUGAACUUAUUCUGAAGAAUGAACUGAAGGGAACAGCCCAUGUAGACUACACAUCUCUGGCACUAAGUGAUGCUGGUCCUUAUUUGGCCUGCUGCUCAUCAAUACCAGACCACACCAUAACAGUAUGGAACUGGGAAACUGGGGAUCCAAUUUGUAACCAACCACAAGCUGGAAAAGACAUCACCUCUUUGGUGUUUAACCCAAUGAACUGGCUCCAGAUUUGCUCUUUGAGUGCAUCAUCAUCCCUAACAGUUUGGAACAUUGAGAAGAGUGACAGCUUUCAUAUAAUGAAACCAGGUGUGAUAGAUCUCCCUGCGACUGAUGGCUGUCUGGUUGAGAGGGAGAUUAACCCCUCUCAUGUCCCCACUGGAAUACUCACCUACUUCGGACCUCAGAUGCCCACCUCAGCCAUCGCAGGGCUUGCAGAAGACAAGGCAGAAACCUUUGUGCCCAAAGAGCGCAUCAAGACCAGGCUAAGACCUAGCACCAUCUGCUGGACAGCCUCAUCAGAGCUCUAUGUGGGCUGUCAGGAAGGCCACCUACUGCAGGUUGACCCAGACUCUCUGGCUGUCUCUGUCCUCUUCAACCCCUCAGCUGCAGAUGACAUUCCUGGGUUCCAGCAGGGUAGCUUCCAGAGCUUAGCCCUGCACAAGGAUGGACUCUUUGUGUCAGGAAAGGAGAAUGUGCUACGCUGCUUAAAAAUUAAGGGGAACCAAGUGGAGGUUACACAAACUUGGACAUUGGAGGAACCAGCCACAACCAUAAUAUUUUCUCCAGACUAUGAAACACUGCUCUUAGCUUCCAGUACAGGGCGCAUCUACAGGUAUAAACGAUCCCAGUGUGAGAAGGUGGUGAAAGUCCUGGACGUUCUCAGUGGAGACUUUGUGGCAGCAGCUUCACUGUACACUGAUAAUAACUUAUGUGUGUCAGUGAGGGACUCAGGAGAGUUGCAGCUCUGGUCUCUAGAUGCUGGCUUCUGCAUCGGCUCUAUAUCUCUUCAAGUAAAGGUGACCAGUUUGGCCUGCUGUCCGAUUGCUCAAUACGUUGCCGUGGGAACAGUGUCGGGGCAUGUCCUGUUCAUUGAGCUGACCAGGGAGCAGCAGCCUCGUCUGGUGCACAGUGUUCACCUCUACUACACUCCUGUGGACCACCUACUUUUUGAUCAAGGAGGAAACUUCCUUAUCACUGGUGCCUCGGAUGCAAAUAUAUAUGUGUUGAAUGCAAGGGCUUCCAGAGAAUUUGAAGUAAUCGGAUACACAGGUGCUAAAGGAGCCAUCGUGUCCCUCUCUACCCAGUACAGCCGGGACAUUAAGCAGGUCAAACUGCUGGCUCUGUGUGCUGGAGAGAAGGACAUAGGCCGAGGGGAGGGAAGUCUGCUUACACUGCUCACUCUGCCUGUGCAGGAGCUCACAGGGGCAGGAGUGUGUACAGACCUGAGAGGAUGUCUUUCCAAUAAUGUCCUACAGCGGUGCACAUAUGAGGUCCCUCACGCACUCAGCUCCUCUGCCCUGGGAGCCAAUAAGAUCUUUGGCUACUGCCAAAAGAGAAAAGCUCUCCAGAGAUUCCAGCUACCUGAGAGCACAGAAUGGUCCUCUGACCAGGAAGUGGUCCAGUUGACCCCAGAGAAGGAGGUGGAGGGUCACCCUAUGGGCCCCGUCUCUGUCCUCCUGUCGCCCCACCAGUCUUGGCUGGCCUCGGUGGGCCAAGACGGACUGCUGCGCAUCCGAGAGAUCUCCAGUCUAGACCGGUAUGUUCAGAUGCAGUGCCACUCGUGUUGGCUGGGAGGGGUGAGGACAGUGUCCUUUACCUCAGACAGUCAGACAAUGAUCACUACAGGCCUGAAAGAUGGCUCUAUGGUCUGUACAAGACUAAGGCUGAAAAUGGCAGGUGUUGGCAAAGCGAAUGCAGCUACACAGUACAGCCAGUCUAUAGCCAAAUACCAGGAGAGUGUGAUAACAUCAGAGAAUCCUAUUCUCAGUAGGAUGGCUGACUGGGACCCAGAGGCCCUGUCCCCUCCUGGGUCUGCAGAUCUACACAGAGCAGAGGCCAAUGAUAAGCGACAGAUAGUUGAUGUGACGGAACAGGAUGAGAGCUCCACCAACCUGCCCUCAGCCACAGCCUCAGACUCCACCUGGCUGGACAACAAGCUGGAAGCGGUUAUCAAUGAGGAGAUACAGCAGUUUUCACAGACAAAGAAAAGCCUGAGGAAAAAUAUCAAACAAUUGCGUGACACAAUCCAGGCAAUGAUGCGUGAGAACGAGACGCUGCCUGACAUGGAGAAGCUGGAGCAGCAGGAGUUCAACCUGGAUGUAGAUGAGCAAAAGAGAUUGCAAGCCGAGGGGGAGCAGGAGGUCACCAGGGUCCGAAAUGAGAUUGAGUUGGAGAACCUAGCCAAGUGCUACCUGCGUGACGUCCUUAAGAGAGAAUGCUGGGAUUCCAUGAAGAUCAAAGGGCAAGCUAUCAAGGCCUUCCACACUGAACACGAGGUGAAGAACUACCCCAUGAAGGAGCGGACACAGCAGGAGCUGGAUGAACUUCAUAGAGUGGAGAGUAUGAGGAAGAUUGAACGGGCUGACAGUAAUCUCCAGCAGGAGAUUCUAGAGAAGAAUAGCAAGACCACGGCGGAAGAAGAGGAGGAGGAGGAAGGCCGUGAGAUGGAGAGUGCUUCCCUCACAGGUAGCCUCAGUGCCCAGUAUGGAGGCUCAAACCCCUACCUCUACAAUCAGUUCAACCUGCACAUCAGAGAGCAGAAGAUCAACCAGAUCACUUUGCUACAGGAUGUCAUCUACAAAGUGAAGACAGCCUUUAACACAGACUUUAAGGGGGUGCACAAGCAGAAGGAGCAGGAGAUUAACCGAGUGAAAGAUAAGAAUCGUCGCAUCAUGGAGAUCAUGUCAGAGCUGGACCUCAAGAGGAAGCUGUGGGAGCCCAGCCUGUCUGACAACGAGCGGCCAGAGAGGGCACUGUCUGUGGAGGACUCUGAGAUUCAUUUUGAAAAGUACCUCACCCCAGAGCAGAGAACAAAAGAGGAGGAGAAGAAGAAAGAGGAGGAACAAAGACGGCAGACGGCCAAGAGUGACAAUAUCAGAGAGCGAGCUCUGGAUGAAAUGAUGGGUGGAGUACUCGAGCUAAAAAAAGAGGACAUCUUGAGAGUGGAGGUGCCUCAGCCUGAGUUCAUUGUAUCCAAACCGGACAUUCAGUGGACAGAGGAAGAGAAAAAGAUUUAUAAAGAGUAUGAGAAGAAAGCCAAAGAACUGAGCGAGGAACAGGAGAAGUACAGAAAGACUCUGGAAGCUGAAAUGAAGAAACUACAGACGUCCAUCAUGGACUCCACUCAGGGGUUUGAUGAAACCUUGACCAAGCUCUUUGAGAGGAAGGUGAAAUCUGAGAUGGUUAUAUACCAGGAAGAGCUGAAGAUUACAAAUCUAGUUCACUCCAUUCUGAUAGAGGAGGAGGUUCUCAAUAGAGAGCGAGAACUCAGCCUCAAGCUAGAAAAAAACAGGGUCUACAAGAAUGAGAUUGGAGAAGAGCUUAAGAAGCACAAAGAGGAUGUAGAAAUGUUCCGGGAGACCUACGACAAUGUUGUGGCCGAGGACAAACUUCUCGACAGGGGAUUCAGGAAGGAGUUCUUUGAUGUCCCAGGCCAUGUUGUUGAUCAGCUGUACAAGCUAUACAAGCGCAGACCCAGGGUCCAGAGGAUGAGGACCCAGGCAGACAACAGUACCAGCCCCUUUAAAGAGCGGCCACUGCCGGGCCCAGUGGCAGCAGAGGGUCUCUGUCAGAUGAUGAAGGCCAUGGAGGAGCUGGACGCUCCAGAGAACAUGCCUGAAAGCCUAGACGUGUCUGUGUGGGAGAGGUUCUGCCUGGCCCGCAGAGCCAAAGUUGAGAGUGAGCAGCAGGUGAAAGUUAAGGCUUUGACUCUGGCUGAAAUGCAGGCCUUUCUGCAGAAAAGGACCGAUGAGGAUGAGAGUGCAAGACUGGAAAUGAAAAGUCUCAUGGAUGACAUCAAUGGGCUACGAGAGGAGAAGAUGCGUUUCCGCCUGGACAUCAUGGUUCAGAUCUUGAUCAAGCAGGGCCAGGUGGAGGUGGAGAACGGAGACUUCAUUGCGGACUACUCUGACUCUCUGCUGCUCCAUAAGAGUGUGGUGGAGGACCUCAACGGGACCAUCAGAGCUCUAGGAGAGCAGAAGAUAGCCAGCAUGGUGGAGUGCAAGGACUUCCGUAAGGGCAUCAUCCAGCAGGAGUGGGAGCACAAGAGGAUGAGAAUGCAGAAGGAGGACCUGAACAACAAAGCCAGGGACAUUCAGAUGCUGCGAGUCUCUCAGGAGCUGCAGGAGUAUCUCAGUGAGACGGAUCAUGACAACCGCAUAUCAAAGCAGGUUUCAACUCUGGAGAAAACCAUAACAUUACAGGAAAAGACUCACCAAAAGAAUGUGCUGACCUGUAAGAAGUUGAUCAAGCAGCUGAACAGACAGGCAGCAAUGAAGGCAGCGAAGAAUUCUGCUCUGGAUGAGCAGCUGACCAACAUGCAAGUGACUGUGGCUGAGAGGAGGCACAUCUGUGAAGCCAUAGCCAUGGAGGAGAACCAUGAGAGUGAUGCAGAGGAGAGGUACCAGGAGAUCAUCCAGAGGAAGAAGCUGGUGGAUCUAGCCAGGACCCAGGCUGAGGAGGUGGCUACCCUCAGGGCAGAGGUGGAACGCAUGAGGAUGAAGUCCUUCCCCGCUCUCGCUCAGCUAAAACAUAACUGACAAGAUUUAGGAAACACUUUAUUUACAUUUUUUUAACAAAACAUCACAAACUGAUUUUCAUCUUUAAAUAUAGAACUCUAAUAAAAUAAAUUACUAUGGUAGGUAACAGUAUGAAAUUAAACUGAUGAAGUGGCAAAUUAAUGUUAUUUUUUCACUCUAAUUACUUGUGGAUCAUAGUAAAUUUAGGUUGAAAAACAUCCAGUACAUAAGAUUGAAUCUAGAUUAUUCAACGAAGGCAGGAAAUUUGAGAUCAACAAUUAAUAUUAUUUGUGACGAUAUGAACAGAAGGCAUGUGGGUCUAUGCAUUGGUGAAGUCCUCUUCUGUGCGGUCAAAGUGCAGUAUGCUGUCCUCUACACCAAAGAGGUCAAUUAGUUGGGAGAUGCUGGCUUUCCUGCCAUCUAUGGGGAGAUCUGACUGGAGCUCAUACAAUGCAGCCUGACUACAACUCCGCCACUUGUCAAUCAAAACUCUCAACUGUGUCAGGUCAUUCUAGAGAGAAGUGAGAGAUGGGGAAUACAAUAAACAGUGGUUGAAUAGUCACAUCCAAUUAUACGACUUUUUUUUUUACUAUGAGAGCACCCAUGUCAUUUAGCAUUUUCAUUGAGGGGUUACCUUGCUUCUGUACAUUUUAACCAUCUUCAGUCGCCGUAGUCUCUCGGUCCCUUCUUUAACCUCUCUCUUCAAUUGGUCUCGUAGUUGUAGCAAGUCUAUAGGAGUGGGUUGAGCUGAUUCAGGCAUGGGGCCAGGGACCCCAGCCCUUCUAGUCUCUGGACAUUCACUGGGCGUUCUCUCAUUUCUGUUGAUGUCAAUAUUCUUCUGUCUGUCUGUUUUGGCACCAUGCUCGGACUCUUUGUCUGCUGUUGAGGGUAGUUGGUCAUCAUCGAUGUUAAGACGUUUGGCCACGGAAACAGGAGAGGUGAAGGAACGUUUUGAUCUUUUCAGUCGUUCCUUCAGAGAAGAACUCAUCUGCUGUUUUGGCUGAGAGAACGUUUGACACUUGUGAAUGACACUGAACAACAGCAAGAAUCAUGCCAUAGGCUCAUUACUUAAUACGAAAAAUCCAUGUAGAAAAACAUCAGUACGUUAAAUAUGUAUGUUAGAGGGGUUUGACAGAAACGUUAAGAAAUGGUAUCUAACUAUACUGUAGCUAUCUUUGUGUGUGUAUUCAGCACAAUUAGAGGGGUUUGAAACAGAUUAGCUACUGGCUGCUACAUAUAUUAGUUAGGUAAUGUUAGCAACUUAGCUAGCUAGAUUUCACUGUAAACUACAUUGCAACAUGCCUGGUACUGUAGACCGUCCUUACCUUACCUUUUGCACACUACUGGAUUCACAUGGGCUUGAUUUUGAAUAGCAGGGUGUGCCGUACACAGGUUUUGAUUUGGUUGUCUUCGGUGUGGUCUCCAUUUCUUUAAUUACAACAAGCUACAUCCAUAAACACAACGCGUAGGUUACAAAUUGGCCUCGCGUAAAUUAUUCACGGGAUUAGCUUGCUAACAACAAGCUCAUGCAAACCUCCAAGCUUUUAUUGGUCAUUGUUACAGUCACAAAGUCAUAACCCCGCCUAUUUCUACAAUUUAUUUUCUUAAAAUCUGAUUUUAAAACUAACGUUAACCACACUGCUAACUUGUACAUAACACUAACCUUACAUUAACAUCAAAAAGCCAAUUGUUGUUUCCAUGAUUUUUUACGAUAUAGCCUAUUUUUAUUUUGUGGCUGUGGUAACUAAUGGAAAACAUUUUGAUUGGUUGAAAGUUGGACUCCACAUUUCCUGUUUACAGAAAAUAACUAUGGGAGUUGUAGUAUAUCAAUCCUAAAGCAGAUUUAAUUCGUUUCAGGCCAAUGUAUUUAUGAAUAUUUCAACUGGAAAAUCUAUUUUGUUUUAGUACAGAAAUCAACAACACAUAUUGCUUUAUUUUAUUUAAUCAGUAGUGUUGAAGAAAUAUUUUUUUCCCCAAAAUUAUUUUAGUUGUCCAGGCCUUCAAUAUUUUGUUGCAAUUACGUUCAGCUCAACAAAAACAUUUAAAUUCCCUAUUAAAGGAUUUAUUCGCUAAUCUCAAAUAUGGCCACAUAUGUUUUUCAAUUUGUGAGAGUUUUGCGAUGCCUUAUUUUAUUAAUUGUCUUUCAAUAGAGUUUGCCAGUUUGUAGUCCUAAAAACGGAAAUGAGUAAACUCUGCUUUGUUCAGCCAUUCCCAUGGGGAAAAUAAAUGGUGAAAGAAUAAAUUAUGUGUAUAAUCCCUGGAUUGCUCAUGCUAUGUGUUGGCCAUUGAAAGGAUUUGAAGCCACCGGUCGUACUCCAUAGGAAUUCAACAGUAUUUCAAUUAAAUGUUUCAAAGACAAAAUUACAUGCAUUUAUUAAGUAACAUUAGUACUCAACAUUAAUGUUUUCAUAUAUUUUUUCAAACUUUUUAUGUUUAGCUCAUGUAAUAUAGUUUAAAAGUAUGCAUUAAAGUGUUUAUAAUAAAAUAACCGUGUCAAAUACUAAAUGCAUUUUUUUGUUUAUGCACAUAAUUGGAAAGAAAUGAGGUCUGAGGUUAACACAGGCUUUGGAGAUCUUAUAUGUUUUAUUGUAUGAAAUAAUAUCAGUCAGUUAACAUGACCUUUAUGAAUUAUGAAGACUUUAUGUGCUUUAUGUGCUUUUUCUGAUUACAUUAAUGCUUCAAAAUCCAUAAAAAGUUAUGAAAAUUAUCUCAAAGAACAAAACGUAUAAGAUCUCCUAAGCCUGUGUUUACCACAGACCUUAUUUUCGGAGUUUACCCAAAAACAUUACAAAAACGAAAUACAUUUCCCCAUUGGCUUUGUCCAACAAAUCAUGGCGGAGUUAGUGUUUACGAAAAGACACCAUUAAUACUGGUCUCUAUCGCCUUGGGGAGAGAGGUGUGGAUUGAAAUGAUAUCCUGUCUUGACUUGAACAUCAGCAUCUGGCUGUCUGAUAUUACACACCUUAAGGGAGGGAAUUUUUGACUUUUUAUACUGCGGUUGAUUCUCCUAGAGAUGAAGGUUGAUGAUGAUUACUCAGUCUGAAUGAGUAAGCAGACAGAACUUUUUUUCUUCAGGAAUUAAACCGUUGUUGACAGAAGAGCAUGACUUGUUUUUUUGUGGACCGUUGAGAGAAUAUAGACAUUCAGAGACCAUCAGACAUUCCAAAGUGGGACUAGAUAAAUAAACAUGGUUCUACAGUAUAUGGAUCAUCCACCAAUUCGUGCAGUUUUGAGCAUGGUUACUUGGUAAAAAAAAUUGUUUAUAAUUUAAACAUUCUGUCAUAAAGAGCACAUGUUCAACUUCAUAAAAAUCAAAUGUUCCCAUUUUAAGAGCUUAAAUAAAAAAAUUACCAUAGUAAGUGCCUAUUAUGUGUCAAAUAAAGUAACAGGGUUGACUGUAACAGGGUUGACGAUUUCAUCUUAAAUCAGCCAUAAAUCCUUGUGCCAGGGGGAAUGGAAGCUUGUUGCGUACAAACAGGGAGGGGAAAUUGAAUGCAAGCUUAAAAAACAAAUAAAAAUUGUUAAAUUAUUUCUAACCUGUCUAUCUAUGGGUAACAGGGUUGACGUGUUAUGCUUGACCCGCUCAGUUUUACACCACAAAACAUCAGAAAAUGGGCAAAAAGAGUAUAACCAGCUCACCCGCCUUUACACCAUGAUUUGACUAUUCAAUGUUCAAUGUUUCUUUUGAAAAAAAUAUUUUUAAAGGAAUAACUUCACCAUAAUUAAAGUGAGAGUUCAGUUCAUGUAACAGGGUUGAGCUUAAAACGAGGGACAGACGUAAAUUAAUCACUAAUCACAUGAAAUAAAUAAAAUCUCAUAAAUUACUUUGUCAAAGCAACAAAAUAACUAGGGCUUUACAAUGAUGGUGAAAAUUUGGAGAAACGUUGGUGUGAAGUGGGUUAAAAUCUUCCUGAAAGUGAUUGAGGGUGUGCGGAGAGACAUGUCAAAAUGCACAAUUUUGUAACUUUAGCAAGUCUUUAUUCAUAUAUCAUGCUUUUAGAAUUCAUUAUUGGUGCAUAGUUUUUCAUUAAAAUAUCAAAGGGACGCAAAAGCACUCAUUUUCAUGGAACGACCUAUAUGCAUACUCUUGUUAUUAUUCAAAGAUUUGCAGACAUGGGAAGAAAUAAAAACAGUACUCAAUGACCAAGUCCAUCUUUCAGGUCUGCAUAUAUUUCAAAUGGUAGCAUUCAUUCUGUCAGAGCUUCUGUAAGAAUGGAAAUGUCAGGGAGAGGAAAGAUCUAGAAGAUUCUGGGGGGAACCAAAUGGCUAAAGAUAAAGGACAUUUAGCAUUUUAUCCGUAAAUAGGACAUUUGCUUUUAGACCCUUUCCAAGAGAGAUUGAUAGAUAAAACACACAAUAAUUUAAGAAAACAAAUGGCAAAGUUCCUUACAUAAUUAAUGAAUGUAAAUAGGGUGUGUAGGCCUACCAGUAUCUCUGGUGGGAUGUCUUUGUUGCUAUGGGCUGUGAUGUUAAACCCAUCUACCCAGCCUUUUUGCUGUCAGUUAGCCAGUGUACCAUCCCUGAUGUUUUCUGGUGUAUCUGAGGUAAAGUUGCGGUAUCCUGGCAACACCUACAUAAUCACACGAUUUAAUUGAGUGGUGAAUCAUCAACCUAUUCAUGGUUUAAGGGCAUUAAAAGUCACUCAAUCAGUGGCGUAAAAAAAAAGAAGUGGAAUGCAUACCAGCAAAGCCACUACACAACACAACACUAAAUAAUACAUUAAUUGUGCUAUAACGGUGACAAACGGUGCCCACAAACUGUUAGAGCCUACAUAAAGCUGUCCCAACAGCAGUCCCAACAUCUUACCGCUGCUACACCUGGCUAUCAGCAGAGACUUAUCUGGCAGCGAAACAGUUCAUUCAGUCUCAUUUACUGCCUUUAAAAAAAACAUAGCUGAUAUGACUGACUUGCUUAAACAAAUGUGGUUUCUAAUGACAACUUAGAUGUACAAACUAUGACAUAAGAAGACGACUAGCGUAUAAGAAGCAAUCCAUAAUUUCGAUUAAGACAUUAAUGAGCGAGCUAGAACAACGUUAGUCAAUAUAACUAUUUGUUUAGCACUUUUGAAAUGUACAGCGACAGAAUUCAGAACACGGGCCGUUCUUACACCAAGUCAGAACCGUAGGAUAAAUAAAGGGGACAUAUAAGCAGACAAUGAAAGCUCUUACAAUAUUCAAUGAUUACAUUUCUCUAAAACAGAUUAUAGGCUACAGUAGAACAUUCAGAACAGUAGGUGGAAUUAAGUAAAUAGACCAAAUUAUUAAUGUGAGGCACAUGGGCUACUAACAUCUUACUACACAACAUACACAUAGUAUUACUUUCUUAGCUACAGUAUACAUAUAUCCCUGGCAUAUUACAUAAUUUAUGAAGCAGCAUACAAUACAUUUUUGGACUCACAUUGUUCAUGGUGUACUCACUUGAACAGGAAGGUGGUGCGGCGGUCCUCCGAGUUAACAGUUGUUUUGAGCGCGUCACAAAUCAUGCUUAAUUGACAGCAUGGCCAAUGUUGAAUGUUAAUCAUUUUAAACUUGGAAAAGAGCCCCUUAAUCACAGAUUUGGGACCACACAGCCACUGUCACUGAUUCCUUCCAAACCACUCAUUGUUGAAUUUGCAAUUUCCAACUUGUUGUGUAAUGUUUAUGUCCAGUGGCCGAUGAGCACCGAUACGUUUUAUCUGUAAUUUCUCUCCAUUAUUUCUCUUCAUAUGACAAGGAUUAAAAUGAUUUGCCAGUA
This is a messenger RNA of Salvelinus fontinalis (brook trout), 10794 nucleotides long. RefSeq names its product cilia and flagella associated protein 43 (gene cfap43). The coding region runs from base 28 to 5082 and encodes 1684 amino acids. The transcript is spliced from 38 exons. Gene Ontology annotation, cellular component: axoneme. The record is from RefSeq and is a predicted model, not a curated record. Gene Ontology annotation, molecular function: protein binding. Gene Ontology annotation, biological process: cilium assembly; sperm axoneme assembly. Lineage: Eukaryota; Metazoa; Chordata; Actinopteri; Salmoniformes; Salmonidae.